Molecule: messenger RNA, 1092 nt
Organism: Fomitopsis serialis
Lineage: Eukaryota; Fungi; Basidiomycota; Agaricomycetes; Polyporales; Fomitopsidaceae
Exons: 14
Coding region: 1-1092 (363 amino acids)
Molecular function (GO): arylformamidase activity
Source: RefSeq, a predicted model, not a curated record
AUGCCGCUGCCUGAGGGACCGCUUCCUUCUUUUGACGAACUACCCAGCUUCCGCAAUUUCCCUGGGUGUGCCUGGGAUGUUUGGGGCAAGGACGAUGAACUGGGAACCAUUAAUCUGCUGACCAAGGAUGUCGUGAAGGAGGCAGCAAAGGAAAUCAAGCUCGGCAAGACCAUUUGUCUGAACUGGCCAAUCAACUACCCGAAGAAGCCUUUGUUCAACCGUCAGCCACCGAAUAUUCAGAUGUGGAGGAAGGGCGAGGGCGAGGGCAUUGCAGUGCAUGACGACGCUAUACACAUUAACACUCAAUCUGGUUCGCAGUGGGAUGGUUUACGUCACUUCGGUCUUCUGGAACAUCGUAUAUUUUACAACAACACUCCAGCCGACUUCUUCGAGACAGGUAGCCUGGUCAAAGACUAUCCUGAUAAGGUAGACAAGGACUUCAUCAAAUACGGUAUCCACAACUGGGCACAGCACGGUAUCUGUGGGCGUGGAGUUCUCCUGGACCUCGUGCGCUACUUCACCGCUUCUGGGGACCCCCUGCCCUACGACCCAUGGACGACGCACGGGAUUCCGGCCUCGGUAUUAGAAGAUUGCGCCAAGAAACAAGGCGUGACCUUCAAGCAGGGCGAUAUCCUCUUAAUCAGAAUUGGCUUCAUGCAGAGGUAUCUGAGUUCCACGCAAGAGGAACGGGACUCUCUGGCCGAUAAAGAGGAAACUAUGGCCGGCAUAGACCAGGGGGAUGAGUCGAAACGUUUCCUCUGGAACAACCAUUUCGCUGCUGUAGCGUCUGACCAGCCCGCCAUCGAGCGCUGGCCUCCACCGUACCCGCAUCACCUGCACCAGACUUUGCUCGCUUUAUGGGGUAUGCCAAUCGGCGAGUUCUUUGAUCUGGAGGCACUGGCCAACGCUUGCGCCGAGGCAGGGCGAUACACGUUCUUCUUCACCUCUUGGCCUCUGAAUAUACUGGGCGGUGUUGCAAGCCCGCCGAAUGCUGCUGUAAGUCGAGCGAUGUUCAUUGCAGCUGCCCUUCUGAAGUUCCGCGCAGGCCUACCUGUGAGAAGCCAGGGGUACGGGUCCGUCAAAUGUAUGUAA